Molecule: messenger RNA, 3698 nt
Organism: Aedes albopictus (Asian tiger mosquito)
Lineage: Eukaryota; Metazoa; Arthropoda; Insecta; Diptera; Culicidae
Exons: 5
Coding region: 1148-3301 (717 amino acids)
Source: RefSeq, a predicted model, not a curated record
UUUCUUCAAUCUAUGGAGAACAAGUGCUCUGAAGACACCGAGUUGAUUUGAUGCAAUCGCGCACUUUUAUUAGCGUUUUCGCACUCGUGAAAACUAGUGCGAUAGUCCAGUGGUGAACUAAAUGCGCUAUAACCAAGAAUUGAUUAUUAUCCUGUUUUUUUUUUACUAUAGGAUCAGAUGUUGAAAGCUCAAUGAGCGAUGAUCUUCGUGGCCAUUGCUCUGAACAGCCACCAACAGGUACCCCCGAUCCUGAUGAACAAUUCGAAUAUAAAGGUAUACGACUAACCAAAUCGAAAACAAAAAUCAUUGAAAUUCCUGCUCUUGUCGCUGGACAAAUGAUUGAUCAAAAGCUAGAUUGUUACUGCGCUGCUUGCAUAAAGUGGGCUGCAUAUCGGAGUUCAGCAAGCAUAUCUCAAGGCGAGGAACUAAAACAUUCAUCUGAAACAAGCACUGAAACUCCAGUAGCUGAAAGAAUGACCCAAAUUUAUCGCUGUUUUGGUUCAUUACGACCAAGGAAAAAGGUUAUUGAGCGGCUCGGGUGUUUUGUGCCAAAAUGCAAACGGAAGCGUGGAUUGACCAAAAAAGUUGUCAAGAAGAGGUAAAUAUUGUGUGUGUGACUUUCGUGUAAUGUAGAUGUGCCUUUAAGGUUGAAGGAUUCUUCAUUGACCUCUUCAAACCUCCCCCCCCCCCCUUGUGCACGGGCUUGCCACUGCGGAAAUAACAGAUUUGAACGAGAAAACUACUUUCGAAUUUUCGAUGAUAACAGUUAUAUCAGAGACGAAUCUUCCAACCUUAAUGACUAGAAUGGUUGCAUAUUUGGGCAUAUUGGAUAUUUAGAAAAUAUCGAACUUUCAAGUAUUACUAGUUUUUUAGCAAAAAAAAAUUGUUCCUAAUAUUAGAGCAUCCUAAAUUCUAUUAACUUAGAAAAAAUGCCCCAUUAUUUUGUAAGUCCCUUGUAUCCCUAUCUCUCGAUGUUCAGUACUUUCACCCCUGUAGGAUUAUUGUAAGUUGAGGAAGUUUUAUUUUUUUUGUUUCAAGGGUUCAGGUAAUAGAUGCCGAUGAAUAUACAAAAACGGAAUUGUUUCAAGAGGAUCUCAUUCAAGGACGUCGAAUAGUUGACUAUGAAUAUUUCAUUAAGUGGAUCACAAUGGCCCAGGCUGUACAUUCGCAAAAGUGCAAAGGUCUGUUGUGUCCGUAUAAAGAAAGUUUUAAAUCUAUGGUCUCCACGUUAUUCUUGAAAUGUAAUGUGUGUGAUGUCAUCGUGUGUGGAUAUUCGGAAAAACCUAGCUCAAAAAAGAGACUAAGGUUUUGCCUUGACUGGGGAAUUCUCUGCAGCGGUGGAACAUUUACAAUGGCAGAAGAGCUUUUUUCCUUUCUCAACAUGCCGUUUACAUCCAAAAACUCGUUCAUUAGGGAUGAGACCUCUAUGGAUGGAGUAAUUGAAGCAGCGCUCGAACAAUCCAUGAAUAAUGCCAUCGAAGAAGAGAAAACGGCAGUUAGUAAGGAACUUGAACAGCAUGGUUUAGUACCUAACCAACAAGAAAUGGUUGAGUCAUGUGCGGCUUUGGAUGGCUCCUGGGGCCAACGAAGUAACGGUCACCGAUAUAAUUCGGCAUCUGGAUGUGCAGCAAUAAUGGGUGUCAGAUCCAAGAAGGUUUGCUACGUGGGGGUCCGAAAUAAAAGAUGCUUUGCAUGUUCUCUGAAUGUACGCCGAGCUAUGAAUAAAAAAGAAAUACGGAACCAUAAGUGUUAUCGUAACUAUAAAGGGGCUUCCGGAGGCAUGGAACCUGAUAUAAUAAUCGAAGGAUUUGAAAAACUACACAAAAAAGGAAUAAAGUUUACUACCGUGGUAACAGACGGAGAUUCCACAACCGUUGCGCGACUGAAAAAUAAAUGCAAAUACGGUUCUGAAAUUCGCCAACAACUCUGUUGCAACCAUGCGAUGAAAAGCCUUGGAAAGCGUCUUAGAGAAAUAAAAUGUCCGAAACAAUUUUCUGAUAUUGUAUCAAAGUCAAUUGAACGCAUAACACGAGGAAUUCGAUCAGCUAUUAAGCAUUGUGCCGAAGAGACAAACGGUCAAGAUAUCGAGGGUUUGAGACACGAUAUAAGGAAUGCCCCCUUCCACGCCUUCGGUUCUCACGAUGAUUGCCGAUCGUAUUUUUGUACAAACAAAGAGAAUGUCGCUGAUUCUCGCGGGAUAAUAUCUGAUUUGAAAUGCGCUGGAAUAUGGGAUAAGAUCAUGUUGGCUGUAGAAAAAACUGCCGCUAAAGCCGAGUUUUUUAGCGAAAAUCAAACUAGUAACUUGGUUGAAAACUUGUACUGUAGGCUGAGUAAGUACAAUGUGGGCAAGCGGAUCGAUACAAUGAGCAGGGGCUCAUAUCAGAGGAGAGUGUAUAUAACAGUACUUCAACAUAAUGAAGGUUACAAGUGGCACGACAGAUCUAUGUUCGAGUAUACCGGAGAGAAUCCUGGAUACUGGCUUCGUCGUUUGUUCCAACGGAAAACUGCUUCAUUUUUGUAUACUAAAAAAAUGCAGAACAGUUCAGGCUUUGUGAGGCGGAAACCAGUGCCAUAUGACGAAAUAGAGAAAGAUUAUGGAGUUGAUGCAGUAGAAGCUUCUGAGCAAGAGAUGAACAUAAUUGUUGACGCUUCAAGCAUGAAGCGAAUGUAUGAGCCGAGCGAGUCUACUAAACAGUUAUUGAAAAAGGACGUAACUAUGUCACAAAUGGAGGAGUUUGCAUUUGGGCGUAUAUUGUCUAAAUAUGUUCCGGAAAUAAUAAAUUCAAGGGAAUCUACGAAGCAGAAAAAGUGCGAUUUCAUUCUCCAAACAACAAAUACGUGGAAUUAUCUCAAGACGAAUCGUCCGAUCAUCAGUCUUAUUCUGCGUUCUUUGAAAGAUCGACAUUCGAUUGUGAUGGGCGGAAACAGAAUAUACAUUGAUUCAUGCCACAAUUUUCUCUGCUGUGUGCCAGAUGCUGUAUCUGACGAUGGUUCAACGCUGCUGUUGAUAAAAAGAAAUCAUCGGAAAGCAACAAAAGAAGCCGUGCGCAAAACUAAAGGAAAAAAACCGAUGGUUGACAGGGCUACGUUUAUUGAAGCACAGGCAAUGAUGCACAUAUGUGAUGCGACGAAAUGUGUGGUCGUUAUGCUCGAUUCCAAUCACCAGACUGAUUAUCUUUUACAUGAGCUUGCUUACGAUGACACGUUUUUCAAAGCACGCCUCAUUGCUAAGAUCACAGAAUUCUUCGAAACCUUCAUAUCAGUAAAGGUUUCGGCUAAUGAAUUGAAUGUAAAGAUUUGAUUAGGAUUAAGAUUAAGAUUUGAUCGAUUAAGAAUAAAGAGUAUAAAUAACCCGAGUAAUACAUAUUUAUUCCCUCUCAAUUAUGACGUAAACAUAUUCCUUCACUUUUGUUUUAAACUACUAUCUGCAAUACCCAAGCUAAUAACUAUACCGUCCCGUUACUUCAGCAUGGUACAUAAAUAUAAGCAUUGGAAAACUAAAUGAUAACAAAAGUUACAAGAUCAUUUAGGUGGAUUGAUCACAGCUCUGAUGUAAACACUGUUUUGACAGUUCUUUUUUUUAUAAGUAGUCGUGAAUGAAAUUGUAACACUAAUACAAUCAAUAUAUGUGAAUAACGUUUUCGUUCACCAAUACUACCAAAAAUUUUGUAAACACUCAAGCAACCUUCACCUUAAUA